Molecule: messenger RNA, 1886 nt
Organism: Cajanus cajan (pigeon pea)
Lineage: Eukaryota; Viridiplantae; Streptophyta; Magnoliopsida; Fabales; Fabaceae
Product: BTB/POZ domain-containing protein POB1
Biological process (GO): response to red light
Cellular component (GO): nucleus
Molecular function (GO): protein binding
Source: RefSeq, a predicted model, not a curated record
AUGAAGGAUUUCAAUUCGGAUCUAUUCGACCCGGCCACGGUCAUGGACUCAUCCUCCGAUUACUCUCGCAGUGCUUCCUCUUCCGAUGCCGAUUUCGGCUUCGCCUUCAACGACAGCAAUUUCUCCGACAGGAUGCUCCGCAUCGAGAUCAUGGGCGACCCCCUCGAGGCCCGCCCCGAUGCCCAGGGUUGCACCACCAUCGCCGACUGGGCUCGCCACCGCAAGCGGAGGCGCGAGGAUAUCAAGAAGGACAAUAACGUUGUUGAUCUUACUUUAUUGCCUGACGAGCAAAUUUUGAAUGGGAAUCAACCUGAUAUGGAUGAUUUUCUACCUUCCGAGAAUCAAGAUGAAGAGGCAGCUGCAAUGGUUGAAGAAUCCCCUUCAGGUGACGAGGCAGCAAAUUGCAAUGAUUCGAAUUGGAAUAUGGAUUGCUCUGCAGUUGUGAGAGUUAGAACACUACACAUCAGUUCUCCUAUCUUGGCUGCCAAAAGUCCUUUCUUCUACAAGCUUUUCUCAAAUGGAAUGAGGGAGUCAGAGCAGAGGCAUGUCACCCUGAGAAUUAAUGCUUCUGAGGAAGCUGCUCUUAUGGAGCUUCUGAAUUUUAUGUAUAGUAAUACCUUGAACAUUACUUCACCACCUGCUCUAUUAGAUGUGUUGAUGGCUGCUGACAAAUUUGAAGUUGCUUCAUGUAUGAGACAUUGUAGCCGAUUAUUGCGGAAUAUACCUAUGACACCUGAGUCUGCAUUGCUUUACCUUGAGCUUCCUUCUAGCGUCUUAAUGGCUGAUGCAGUUCAACCAUUGACUGAUGCUGCAAAGCAGUAUCUUGCGGGGCGAUACAAAGAUAUAACGAAGUUCCAGGAAGAGGUUAUGGGAUUGCCUCUAGCUGGAAUAGAAGCAAUUUUGUCUAGUGAUGAACUUCAGGUUGCCUCAGAGGAUGCUGUAUAUGACUUUGUGUUGAAGUGGGUUCGAAUACAGUACCCAAAAAUUGAAGAUAGGAGAGAAGUCCUGGGUACACGACUAGCCCGUUUAAUUCGUUUCCCUUACAUGACCUGCCGAAAGCUUAAGAAGGUCUUAACCUGCAAUGACUUUGACCAUGAUGUUGCAUCCAAGCUUGUACUUGAAGCCCUAUUUUUCAAGGCUGAGGCUCCACACCGCCAACGGAUACUAGCUGCCGAGUCUGCUUCCUUCAAUCGUCUUUUUGUUGAGCGGGCAUACAAGUAUCGCCCUGUUAAGGUGGUGGAAUUUGAACUUCCAAGGCAGCAGUGUGUGGUUUACUUGGAUCUAAAGCGGGAGGAGUGUGCCAAUUUGUUCCCAUCUGGCAGGGUUUAUUCUCAGGCAUUCCAUUUAGGUGGACAAGGGUUUUUCUUAUCAGCACAUUGCAACAUGGACCAACAGAGCUCUUUCCACUGCUUUGGCCUGUUUUUAGGAAUGCAGGAAAAGGGCUCAGUCAGCUUUGCCGUUGACUAUGAAUUUGCCGCAAGGUCAAGGCCAACAGAGGAAUUUGUUAGCAAGUACAAAGGCAAUUACGUAUUCACCGGGGGAAAGGCCGUUGGCUAUAGAAACUUGUUUGCAAUUCCGUGGACAACAUUCAUGGCUGAAGAUAGUCUUUACUUUAUCAAUGGUGUACUCCACCUCAGAGCUGAGCUCACCAUCAGACACUGACCGGGAUUUAUAUCUGUAAACCUUUUCUUCUAGAUGGUAGCUCUGACUUUUUUGGGGCUAUGUUUCUCAUUUUCCUUUAACCUGUUGUACUCCUAACUAAUAUCCGGGCAAUGUGCACUAGGUGGCUAGUGCUGCAUGAGAUCAAAUGAAUUAUCAGGAUUUGACUUUUUCUCUUACAUGUACAAGAGUUUGUGUAGCUACAGGAAGGACAUGUCUCGUUUUUA